This is a messenger RNA of Dunckerocampus dactyliophorus (ringed pipefish), 5991 nucleotides long. RefSeq names its product jagged canonical Notch ligand 2b (gene jag2b). NCBI's taxonomy places the organism in Eukaryota, Metazoa, Chordata, Actinopteri, Syngnathiformes, Syngnathidae. Bases 300 to 4094 code for a protein of 1264 amino acids. Gene Ontology annotation, molecular function: Notch binding; calcium ion binding. The record is from RefSeq and is a predicted model, not a curated record. The transcript has 26 exons. Gene Ontology annotation, biological process: establishment or maintenance of epithelial cell apical/basal polarity; Notch signaling pathway; cell communication. Gene Ontology annotation, cellular component: protein-containing complex; plasma membrane.
CAGUCGCUGUGUGUGGAGAGACAAGUGUGCCGGAGGGGGAGAGAGCCCACUCGUGUGUUGAAUGUUGUGCGUGGACCAUCACCAGCGCGCCGCCGCCGCCCGCUCACAUGCACACGCACCUGGCUGAGAGCUUUACGGUGGCCGCGGAGAGACACAGCGUGUGAUUUGUGUGUAUGUGUUGUUAUUGUUGUUGCAUGUGAAGAAGGCUGCUGUUCGCCGGCUCUGCGGCUGUUUGUGUGUUCUUGUCGGCCCCCCCUCCCUCGUCCCUCCUUCCUAUGGGACUCUAAUUAAUCGGAGGCAUGUGGACUCGCACCAGGAUUAGACAUUGCUUCCUAAUAGUGUGCCUGCUGUUGACGAUAUGGGCCAAGGCGUCCCAGUCGACGGGCUAUUUCGAGCUGCAGCUGAUCUCCGUGGAGAAUGUGAACGGCGAGUUGGCUGGCGGGGAGUGCUGCGACGGCUCCAGGAGCUCCCAGGAGGAUCUGCGCUGCGUGGAGGACGAGUGCGACACUUACUUCAAGGUGUGCCUCAAGGAGUACCAGGUGGACGUCACCACUGGGGGGCCCUGCACGUUCGGAGCAGGAGCUACGCAAGUUCUCGGUGGAAAUAUGUUGAAUUUUCAGAACGGCAAGAAUAAAAUCGACGAGGCUGGAAAGAUUGUGAUCCCCUUCCAGUUUGCAUGGCCGCGGACGUACACCUUAAUUGUUGAGGCCUGGGACUGGGACAACAUCACCCGUAACAAUGACGAGGAGCUGCUGAUCGAGCGGACCGCUCACACGGGCAUGGUCAACCCCGGUGAUCCCUGGAAGACCGUCCCCUACGACGGGCCCGUGGCUCGCAUCAUCUACCGUAUUCGGGUGCGGUGUGAUGACAAUUACUACGGCAACAAGUGCAAUAAGCUGUGUGUUCCUCGCGACAACUACUUUGGCCACUAUCGCUGUGAGCAGUCGGGCGCCAAGGUUUGCCUGGAGGGCUGGAUGGGUCCUGACUGCAGGACAGCAAUCUGCAAGCAAGGUUGUAAUCUACUACAUGGUGGCUGCACAGUUCCGGGGGAAUGCAAGUGUAAAUACGGCUGGCAGGGGCAGUUCUGCGACGAAUGUGCGGUGUUCCCCGGAUGCGUUCACGGCACUUGCAGCGUCCCCUGGCAGUGCAACUGCGAGAGGAACUGGGGUGGCCUGCUGUGCGAUAAAGAUUUGAAUUACUGCGGGCGCCACCAGCCGUGCAUCAAUGGAGGCACGUGCAUGAACACCGAACCAGACGAAUACUACUGCGCUUGUCCACAAGGCUACUCGGGCAAAACGUGUCAGAUGGCCGAGCACGCCUGUGUUUCCAGUCCUUGUGCAAACGGUGGCACAUGCCAUGAAGGUCCCUCGGGGUUUGAGUGCCAGUGUCCGCCAGGCUGGGAGGGUCCGACCUGUGCACACAAUUUGGACGAGUGUGCCUCUAAUCCAUGUGCCCGGGGUGGAACCUGCAUGGACCUGGAGGAUGGCUUUGAGUGUGUCUGCCCUCCACAGUGGGAAGGAAAGACCUGCCAGAUAGAUGCUAAUGAGUGUGCAAGAAAGCCGUGUGUGAACGCUUAUUCUUGCAAAAAUUUGAUUGGUGGAUAUCACUGCGACUGUUUUCGGGGAUGGUCUGGACAAAACUGUGACAUCAACAUGAGUGGCUGCAAAGGACAAUGCCAGAACGGAGCUGCAUGCAAGGAGGGCCCACCAGGCACCUACCGCUGCCAGUGCCCACCAGGCUUUGUUGGUUCUCACUGUGAAAUCCAGAGGAAUAAGUGUGACAGCGGACCGUGUCAGAAUGGAGGGCAGUGCCAUGCUGUGUUGGGUGGCUUUGUGUGUCAGUGUCCAUCAGAUUACGCAGGGCAACUGUGUGAGAUCCAGAUCUUUUCCCCUUUGGAUGCUUGUGAUUCAAACCCGUGUGAGAACCAGGCCAAAUGCCACAGCAUGGACCAGGACUUCUACUGUGCAUGUCCUGAGGGCUUCGAGGGAAAGACCUGUGAGCAACCCAAAGAGGACUGCAAGACCACACCUUGUCAAGUUAUCGACAGCUGCACUGUUGCCGUAGCGACCAACGACUCUGCAGAAGUGCGGCACAUCUCCUCCAACGUCUGCGGACCACGAGGGCGCUGUGUGAGCGGCCCGGCUGGCAACUUCACAUGUAUCUGUGAUGCGGGGUUCAGCGGCAUCUACUGUCACGAGAACAUUAACGACUGCAUCCAAAGCCCAUGUCAAAACGGGGGAACCUGCAUUGAUGGCGUCAACUCGUUUCAGUGCUUCUGUCCUGACGGAUGGGAAGGACAACUCUGUGACCUGAAUGUCAACGAGUGCAGACACAACCCUUGUAAGAACGGCGGCCGCUGCGUCGACCUUCUGAACGACUUCUACUGCGAGUGUGCCGAUAACUGGAAGGGCAAGACCUGCCAUUCGCGUGAGAGCCAGUGUGAUGCCACCACCUGCAGUAAUGGAGGCACCUGCUAUGACCAUGGGAACACCUUCCGCUGUGCCUGCCCACCUGGCUGGGGAGGAAACACAUGCAACACAGCCAAGAACAGCACAUGCGCCUCCAGUCCUUGCUCGAACGGUGGAACCUGCGUGGGAGGAGGAGACACCUUUUCUUGUAUCUGCAAAGAAGGCUGGGAAGGUCCCACCUGCAGCCAAAAUAUAAACGACUGCAACCCUCAUCCAUGUUAUAACGGCGGUAUCUGUGUGGACGGAGUCAACUGGUUCCGCUGUGAGUGCGCCCCCGGGUUCGCUGGGCCUGACUGCAGAAUCAACAUCAACGAGUGCCAGUCUUCACCCUGUGCCUAUGGCGCCACCUGUGUGGACGAGAUCAACGGUUUUCGCUGCAUUUGUCCACUCGGCAGAACUGGAAUCAGAUGUCAAGAAUUCAUAGGUAUCGGGAAGUCUUGUCAGUACGCCGGGCUGCAGUUUCCUCAUGGCAGCCGCUGGGAGGAAGAGUGCAACAGUUGCCACUGUAGCAACGGAAAAGUGGAUUGCACAAAGGUGCUGUGUGGUCGCCGGCCCUGCCGCCUCCCAUCCUCAGACCAGGACCAGACCGUGCAGUCAUGCCCUGCAGGACGCGAGUGUGUGCCACACAGAUACUUGACGUGCUUUUCCCCACCUUGUCAUCAGUGGGGGGUUUGCUCAGUGGGUAGAACAUCACAAGCACUCACACAGACCACCAGCACCAAGUGCCAGCCCAACAGCGGGCACCUGGACAACAACUGCGGGCGUGUCACGUUGGUUUUCAACAAAGACAAAGUCCCGCCAGGGACCACAGUGGAGAACAUCUGCUUUGAGUUGAGGUAUCUUCCUGACACCAGAACUCUGGCAAAAGACCACAUUCUCCUGCUGCUCUGUGACCUGUCUCAUUCCACUCAGGAUGCUGUGGAAGUGGCCAUUUCUUUCCAGCCCGAGGACCUGACAGACCACAGCCUGAUACAGGAGACGGCCAACACCAUCGUGGGCACCUUGUCCAAGCGGCACAACAGCACCAUCAUGUUGGCGGUCAUAGAGGUCAAAGUGGAAACGCAGGUCACGUCCCAUUCACUAGAUUACCUGGUGCCUCUACUGUGUGUCAUCUUCAGUUUGCUCUGCCUCUUCUGCAUCAUCGUUUGUGUUUGGUGGACUCGCAAGCGAAGAAAAGAGCGCGAAAGGAACGCGCACUUACCGUCCGACGUCAACAACCACUGGGAGCCGCUUCGGCUAGUAGGGGGACGUCAGCAGCAGCAGCAGCAGCAGCAGCAGCAGCUGAAAGAAAGCAACAGGGAGGCCGAGCAGGAGCGCAAAAAGCUCAUGGAGCCCUCCUAUCGGACGUGUGAUGGAGGAGAGGAGGAGGAGGAGGAUGAGGAGGAGACGGAGGGCGAGCUGGAGGAGGAGGAGAUGUGCGGUGCAGAGGCGGGAAAGCAGCCUGUUUAUAAGUACUCGAAGACUGCGGUGCAGUCUAGUGGGGGGCUGAUCUGUACCACGCACAGCUCCAGUUCGCCCCUCAAGGCGCCCCACCGGACCCCAGGCUACAGCCCCAAAGACAACCGCUGGAAAAAUGUCAGCGCCGUCAUGACUGGCCAGAAGGACGUGAGAGAUCAUUGUGUAUAAGACAUUUCAACGAAAGACUCGCCAGUGUGGAAGCGAGACGAUGAGCUGCGAUGAGGCAGGCUUUUUUUUUUGGACUACCUUUUGGGAGGAAAAAGGCUUUGCGUUUCAAGAAGCCAUUUUUUGUUUUGCUUUGUUGUCAUCAUAUUUGUGUCACCUGAUAAUGUUUAGAUUCAGGCGGCGCAGUGAACAUCCUUUUUUUCCAGGUGGUGAAAGAAGCCCGCUGCAAUUUUUGUUUAUGUACCUUUUAAGAAACACAAAGAAGAGGGAAAAAAAUCUGUAGAAUGAUUUUUUUUUUUUUUUGGUUGGUUUGCUUUACAGACUGUUAUGACUUUGAGUGGUCCCAUCAGGCUUCUGUUGGAUGUCUGUGGUGGGAUGGGGGGGGGAGCAUACACAUUUAAAGGGCCAGGAAGGGUUUUUAUUGGGCUGUUGCUGUCACAACAACAAGGAAAAACCCUCUCUCUGCUCUUUGUCGUUGCGGCUUUACCCUCACAUCCGCCUGAGGCCAGCACACGCCAGCCUUACCAAAACACUUGGCUCGGGAGGGGAGGGGGCGGUGGACACAAACCCCAGUGCCUACUAUGUGGCCUUCAAUGAUUUUAUCCUGUCUCUCAGUUGUUUGAGCUCUGUUUGAGAAUUUUCUUCUUUUUUUUUUUUUUUUUUUUGCAGUAUUUGAGUUGGUAGCAAGUGCCUUUCUAUGAGCCGGCUCCAGGCUCCAAGUCGCGCUGCCCAGUUUGACCUCCUUGGUUCCAAAUCUCAAACAUCUACGUGUGCAUUUAAAGACUUCCAUUUCACAGCAACGCCAUUCAAGGUAUUUGAUCCAAAACAGAAAUGAAUACUCUGUACAUAUGUGUAAAUACAACAAAAGGAGUCGCUGUGUAUAUUUGAAAUAAGUAACUUAAGACAAGUCACACAUUUUUAUUAUUAUUAUUAUUAUUGUUAUUAUGAUUAAUAUUAUUUUUUUUUACAAUGCCAUUCCUUUUAUUUAUGCCAGUCGAAAUAGGAAGGUUUUAUAAAACGUCCAAAUCAGUCCCACAGUUAAGAACCUUUACACUGAGGUACCACCAAUGAAGGACUUUUUGAAGGGUUUACAAAUGGUUUGUUUUUCUGAUUUUUAAAGCUUUCUUUUAGUUUGAUUUAAUACAAAAUCGUUUGCAGCAGACCAAGUGGCAGUUUCACCGCGAAACAAGUCAACUGAAUGUCGGACUGUGCGCUCAAAUUACCAACGUUAAAGAAGAAUUUGCGUUAUUUAUCCUUAAGUGUUUUCCCACAAACCAUUUCUAAGCCCGUCAUAAACCCUUUUUGUUUCAGGUGCCUUCAAGUAUCGAGUAACGCUUCAUUUGUGUAAUCAGUUGUCAUCUUUUUAUGUUUUUUGGUUUGUUUUCACAAGUAACUUUAAAAAAAACAAAAAACUGUGUGUUGUAUUGUGGCGUGUUUUAUUCGCCUUAGGUAAGUGCUUUCCUUGUCUCACGUUGCUUUCAUGAUAGAAUUUGUGGGUGAUAUACCAACGGACUAUUGAAAAGGAAGAGGAGAAAAAGAAGCUGUCCACCGUGGCUCUUUUUUCGGUCAAAUGUGGACAAAACGCAUUAGCUUCAUGUUUGGUUUCAAGGCUUUAACGAAGGGAACAAUGUUUGCUGUCGCUACCAUGCAGCUGUGUUUGUUUCAGUUCCCAACUCAGCCCCAAAAAAGGCUCAUAUCAAAGUUGAACCCCCUCUUUUUUCAUACCAUGUAAGACCAUCAUAUUUUCUGUUCAUGGGACACGGCAAAAAUAAAGAAUUAAAGCGGCAUCACUGCUGGUGUACAAAAUUGAAUAUGCAUAUUUUCAUUCUAUAUCAUUUUUGUACAAAGGAAAGGUUUUCAUUCUUUCGGUGAAUGUUUCAUGGGCAGUUAUUAAAGCUCU